Trematomus bernacchii (emerald rockcod) is the source of this 6288-nucleotide messenger RNA. RefSeq names its product probable ATP-dependent RNA helicase ddx6. The transcript has 13 exons. Lineage: Eukaryota; Metazoa; Chordata; Actinopteri; Perciformes; Nototheniidae. Gene Ontology annotation, biological process: P-body assembly; cytoplasmic stress granule assembly. Gene Ontology annotation, cellular component: P-body; cytoplasmic stress granule. The record is from RefSeq and is a predicted model, not a curated record. Bases 998 to 2467 code for a protein of 489 amino acids. Gene Ontology annotation, molecular function: mRNA binding; ATP binding; RNA helicase activity.
ACACAGAGGAAGAGAAGACGAAGAAUAAGGCGACCAUGUUGAUUUAAAGGAAGAAGAAACACAAAAGAAACGAUUUAUUUCAACUAAAAAUCAGUUAUUAUAGCGAAUUGUAAAGAAAUUGGUUGAGCAACCGCACACUGAGUAUCCUAUGUAAAAUAAAAGAGAAACUAAGGUUACAAGAUUGAGUUGUUGGCUGACUUUUGAGGAGGCAGCGGGUUAAUCACGGCCACACUCACACACCGACCUGAAGACCUGUGGUGCCCGGCGAGAGAGGGUCAAACACCUGGAGGAGAAAGGAAACGCACACUGAGGACUAAAAAGGGGUGGAAAGCUUUUUGGCUUUGGACUAGAAACCCCCUUGUAUUUGUGAAUUCAGGAUCCAGUUUUUUUCACACAGUCGAGCGACGUAAUCCACACAGUGGAAAUAAUAAAAGGAAAUCAUUACAGACCUUAUGAUUUUGGGGAAAUACUUGUACAAAGUUGGACAACCUUUUUUUCAAGGACGGGAAUAUUGAGCAACUCUUUGGACUCAAAGAGGAAGUUUUGUUCAAUUUGAAACAAAAGCAUUAAGCAUUGAACUAAGAUUAUUUUGAAGAGGCUGUUCCCCAAGUUCAGAUUGCCUUAGUUGUUCUAAUUCAGGACUUGAACCGCUUUGAUACUUGUUCACAUAUAAUUUUUCUAUUUGUGGGCAAGUAUAUUCAUGCAAAUGAGUGCAAAUUUCUCUUCAUUUUGAAGAGCUCUUGUGUAAAAACGUGUUUUUUUGUUGUUGUUCUUGUACGUCAGUCACUCUGUUGUUGAAGGGGACCGAACUGCACGUACAUGUGUAUAUGUAAAUACUACAAAUUGACUUCUGUUGGACUCAAAAAGAAUAGAGAAUAUUGUUUGUUAAUGCUUUAUUAAACUUUUUUACUUUUGAAGAGAAUUUUUAAAAAGAAAAACCUAAGAGGCAAACAUCUAAUACUUUGAAGAAGAAAAAAAAACAAGGAAAACAGGAAUAAUGGCAACAGCCAGAACAGAAAACUCUGGCCCCGUCCUCAUGGGACUGAACAAGCAGAACGGGCAGCUCAGAGGACAGACCAAACCAGCUCCAGUCCAGCCAGCACCCACAACUCAAGGAAAGGCUCCGGCUGCACCCCAGACAGUGGGCGGUGCCGCUCAGGACGGAGGAGGCAUCAAGUUCGGAGACGACUGGAAGAAGAGCCUAAAGCUCCCUCCCAGAGACGACAGAGUCAGAACCUCUGAUGUGACGUCUACUAAGGGGAAUGAGUUUGAAGAUUACUGUCUCAAAAGAGAACUCCUGAUGGGUAUCUUUGAGAUGGGUUGGGAGAAACCUUCCCCUAUCCAGGAGGAGAGCAUUCCCAUCGCCCUGUCUGGACGGGAUAUUCUGGCUCGGGCUAAGAAUGGAACGGGAAAAAGUGGAGCCUAUCUCAUCCCAAUGCUGGAGAGAAUAGACCUGAAGAAGGACUACAUACAGGCACUUGUCAUGGUGCCCACCCGGGAGCUGGCACUGCAGGUGAGCCAGAUCUCCAUCCAGAUCAGCAAGCACCUGGGGGGGGUCAAAGUCAUGGCAACCACAGGGGGCACCAACCUGCGAGAUGACAUCAUGCGUCUGGAUGAGACCGUGCAUGUGGUCAUUGCCACGCCUGGUAGGAUCCUGGACUUGAUAAAGAAAGGAGUUGCAAAAGUGGAUAGAGUCCAGAUGAUGGUGAUGGAUGAGGCGGAUAAGCUGCUGUCUCAGGAUUUUGUGGUGCUCAUUGAGGAUAUCAUCAGCUUCCUGGCCAAGCACAGGCAGAUCCUGCUCUACUCUGCAACCUUCCCCAUCAGCGUGCAGAAGUUCAUGUCCAAGCACCUUCAGAAACCCUACGAGAUAAACCUGAUGGAGGAGCUGACUCUGAAGGGCAUCACUCAGUACUACGCCUACGUCACGGAGAGGCAGAAAGUCCACUGUCUCAACACGCUGUUCUCCAGGCUUCAGAUCAACCAGUCGAUCAUCUUCUGUAACUCCACUCAGAGGGUGGAGCUGUUGGCCAAGAAGAUCACUCAGCUGGGAUACUCCUGCUUCUACAUCCAUGCCAAGAUGAUGCAGGAAUACAGAAACCGUGUGUUCCACGACUUCAGAAAUGGACUGUGCAGAAACCUGGUCUGCACUGAUCUGUUCACCAGGGGCAUUGACAUCCAGGCUGUCAAUGUGGUCAUCAACUUCGACUUCCCCAAGAACGCUGAGACGUACCUCCAUCGCAUUGGAAGAUCAGGGAGGUUCGGUCACCUGGGCCUGGCCAUCAACCUGAUCACAUCAGAGGACCGCUUCAACCUGAAGUCCAUCGAGGACCAGUUGGUGACCGACAUCAAGCCCAUCCCCAGCAGCAUCGACAAGAGCCUCUACGUGGCCGAGUUCCACACUUCCGGAGGAGACUGCGACGUGGAGGAGAUCGAGGAGAAACCAGGACGCCAACAGGACGGCAAAUAAUAACAGGACACGCCGGGCUUUAGCACAGACAACACGCGAGCUUCAGGCAACUCUUCAGUUUCUCUUGUUUUCAAAGCCUGUCAAAUGGAUGAAAGGGUGUUUUUUUAUUUUUAAGCAUUUCAUUAUCUUUUUCUCCAAAAAAGCUUCAUUCUUAUCAUUUUUUUUUUUAUGAAUUCAGAAGCAAUAUUGUUUUGCACCAAACUCAUGGACCAUGCAUCCUGCGUAUGAGCCUAGUGUGUUUACUAGUAUCUCAGUGACACAGCAGCGCAAAUGAGCAUCAAAGCUGUUCAGAAGCCGUCGCUCCUGGAGACGCUUUCCAUUAUGGCAGCCUCUUUAACGUUGAAGCGGUGCACUUCCAGCGGCCAUCGUCCUGUCCACUCACACUGUUGUCGUCACUCAAGUGCCUUACUUAUACUCCCAUGUGCACUCAUCCAUUCAUAGCCUGCUGUCUCCUGUCACUGUGCAGCAGAGUACGAGCACAACUACGAUGAAUUUAACCUAAACCCCAGUUAAUUAAAAAACAUCCAUUAUGCAAGGGAAAAGACAACACAAACAAACAAUCUGCGUAAAAAAACAUCCUGAAUGAACGUUUAUUUUUCAUGUGAACGUUGCAAUAAAAAAAAAAAGGGCAGCUUUAUUUAAAUACUGCGUGAAUGUUUUUCCCUUUCCCUAUGAAUAAUACAGAGUUUAGAUGGGUACAAACACAAGGCCCCAUACUAAUUCAUGGAUGUUAGCCGCUCAGCAGCACGGGGGAUUAAUAGCAGCCUCAUGCUGUGACAUUAUGGCUGUUCUAUAUAAAUACGAAAUAACAUCCUAUUAGGCUGGUGAAUACUGUAAACCCAUUGGCCAGGGAAGCUGUUGAUGACAAACUGUCCUCCUCCUGCACGCUGCUACAGCACAGGAGCGUCAGAGGCGGCUUCUCAGCAGCUUUGAUGGAAACAUUUGACGAUAAUAAGCGGAUACACAUUUCAGUAACAACGGGUCCAAGGAAUACAUUUUUUUUUAUGGAGUUUUGUGCAAAACAAGUGUUAAUUUUUCCCGACUGCUUCAGAUUAAUUAAGAUUUUGUGGAAAAACAAGGAGCAUUUUUGCAAAUCCUAAUUUUUUUUUUUAAAGCCCCAUCAUGAUCAAAUUGAAGUUGGUGAAUGUUUAUGUGAAUACUCUAUCCCAAUGCCAAGCUCACCAGCAUAUUUCCCAGUGUUUAGUUGCUGCUGUUGCAUUAGAAACUCCUCUUCUGGCUGUAUGAGCUUGAAUACUGGAUUAUGAGACGUUGUCAUAAAGUCUUUAAAGGGACAACAUUGUCCUUCAAUUGAACUGAAAAUCAGUUUUCUUUCUGAAGCGGCAGCAAUAUCUUUUUUUUUUCAGCACAGAUAUGUUUGAUAAUUAUUCUAAAGAUGUGAGGGGUGGGCUCUGUGUUUGAAAGCAAAAUUGUAGCAUCUCUGAACAGGCAGCUGUGACCUCCUUAUUUUUUUGGUUUUGUUCCCCUCCCCUAACAGAGCGUCACAAAUGAUGAGAAAAUAGACAUAAAAAAGAAAGUAUUUUUGCUUUUAAGAUUUAUUUUUUGAUGUUGCUUAAAGGUGUUUUUAAAAUGGGGGCAAGGAGCUGUGAGGCUUCCUUGGGUAACUGGAGGUUUUUUUUUUUUUGGUGGGUUUGCAAAAGCCAAGUGUUUUAUCAGAUGCUCUCUGGGCAUCUUCUCUCUGGUACUUAAAGCAAAGACAAAAGCUUUGAUUUCAAGUUGAUUUCCUUCACAAUCCCUUGUUUUCUCCAUGUUUUAAGUUCCAGAGAGAGCGUUGAGUUAAACAGGAGGGGGUUUCUGGAAAUCGUGGCAGCGCUAAGAUCUUCUUGAACCUGUUCCAUGUUUGUGUGACGGAUCGAAGCGCCACCACAUAUUUCCAGCACCUCGUUUCGUUCUUGGGCAAUCUUUAUACGAGGUGUCAUGAAUCAUUUUGAGGAAACACAAUUGUAAAUGAUUCAUUGUUUACACUAGUCGUUUACAAUUCUACAAAAAAAAUAAGAAAAUACUUUGCUUCAUGAACGAGGAGGUUUCUUUUCUUCUUUGAAAUAGAAAGUUGGGAUUUACUUUGAAGCAAACCAAAAAAGGAGAAUGUGUGUGUAUGAAAGAUGUGUUUUUGAAUGAGUUGAGGUGUGUGUGUGUGUGAGAUACAUGCGACUGUUAAAAAAUGUUUGUCUUUUGAGAGAGAGAGAGAAGCUGAUUUUGUUAAAGAAUCGUUAAGUUUACAUGCAGCUUCAACUAAACCAGAAAAUAUGACAGUUUCAAAGACAUUGGAGCCAACUUGGUUAAUUGUGUGGAUCAUUUAGAAUUAUAAUAACAUUGAGGCUGCAUGUAAACAUAACCAUGUCUUUUUUUUCUGUUUUCAUGUGCAGACUCGUCUUGUUUCUGUUGGCGAUGACUUAAAUAUCAGUAUGUCUGUUUACAGUUGUCAGGGAUGUGAUUUAUUGUUUCACCUUUUCCAUCUUUCUUCAUCCCAGGAGCUCAAUUUGUGGACAUAAUUCUCAUUUCUAAGGGCAAAUGUCACUUGUUAUUUAAAAAGUUUUAUGUCUCUUAUCACAUCCCUGACAGUCAUUCCAUGAUCUCCUUUGUGACUAAUAUAACAUCAGAGAUUACACAUACAGUAAUAGGGGAUCCUUUUGUUACUUGGUGGGAAUAUUUGGGCAAUUUUUCCAAAGAGAUCAUUUUACCUCCCUGAUCUUGUCAUAAACUCAACAUUGGCUACAUUUUAGACUCGACAUUAGACGUCAUCCCAGACUUUUACCUCAACCGUAAAGUAAAAAAAUUCCCCGUUAUUACAACUUUUUUUUUUCCAUACACAAUACUGAUAAAUGGAGACAUUAAACUCAAAUCUAAGUCUCUAGGAGUCUUCAACCGAAGUCACAAAGGAGGAUAUGAUCAAUUCUGAUUGUUGAUUUUGUCAUCUGGUGUUAUCGAGACAUCUUUGUGUGUGUGUGUCAGGAGUGCGGACACGGGGGGGAGGGAUAUUUGUCAAACUUAUUUGGAAGAAAAACAUUUAAAAGGGUGACUAUUUGGAUUCAAACUGGCAGUUUUGGGAUUCUGCAAAUUCUAAAUUGGUUGGGAGGGGGAGAAAAGUGUACUAAUUGACUUAAAACAAGUAUUAACGAUUGGACUGCCUCUAAUAUUUCUACUGUGCAAAGCUCAACUGAAUUGGAUGGGUUAAUUUGCUGCACUAAUGUCGACUCGCCCACGCUUCUGGCCUUUCCUGCCAAACGAAACACUGAGCUCAGCAGAAUUGAUGUAGUAUGCUGAGUCACAGUAGGAUUUCCCCUGCAACAUGGAUAGAAGACGGACUCUAAAUUUGCUCUUAAAUUAUGUUUUCUUUUGUUUUAAUGUAGUGGAGGAUAGAGUUGCAAUUGCAGUGUUUUCUCUACAACACAGAUAAUAAGGAUUGGUAAUCCAAAAAUGUUGGUUCAUAUUUUUCAUGUGACUUCAGUCUUUUCUUUACUUAUUGGUACUUUGUGGCCCUACUUUCCCCAAAACAAUUUUAAACCACAUUGUCAUGUAAUUUUUUGACUUGGAUUGUAAUAACCUAAAACCAGUGUUUUGGAAAUCUAUGUAUUUUCCUCCCUCACUCCCCAAUCAUUUCCUUUUCAUACCAUUUAGAAUUCAACUCGAGUGGUGCCAGAAAAAUGUAAUUCUUACUUUUUUUUUUUUUUUCGACUUACGAACUGCAUUGCAGAGGCACGAGGUAUUCCAACAACUCCUGCUGAGCACUCUGUCCUCUACUGUUGUAACAUGGAAAAACAUGCAGGGGUUAUAAAUUCAAUAAAUUGAACUGAAAUUGACAA